AUGCCGACACAAGCCUCUAGUCAAGCUAUGGAUCGAGAGCAGCUAGCGAGUGUGAUGCGCAAGCUGGUCACCGAUGCCGACGAUUUUUUUGCCCAGCAGCAGAAAACGCUCCAGCUUUCCUAUGCUGAACUGAACAGCCGCAUUGAGCAGCUGCGUAUGCAUGUGCAGCAGCAGCAACCGCAGCUCAAUCCGAUGCACUCGGCCAACGGCGGAUACAGCAACGUGAACCCGUCUCUGUUUCCAACGGUGCACAGCUUCCCGAAUGCAGAUGUACUGGGGAUGCCCGUAUCGAAGGCCGGCAUGAUCGGCGGUGUCACGGCGACACCGCAUGCCGCCAAUGCUAUGAACGCCACACCACUGCGAUCGAAUACCGGCGCUGCCGUCCGCUCAAUGAUAAGCAGCCUCAACGGACCCAACGGUGCUCUGGGCGUGAGUGAGGCAAUGCCAGAGAACGCGCGCUCGAACGGCUCGCUUGGAGGCUACCUGAGCAGCGCCCUCAACGGCAGCACUGUGGCGGCAGCGGGUCCUGGGUCACUGCGCUCCUACAUGGCGGAUACCGUGACAUCACCGAAGAAGCAGCUGGCUCUCUCGCAGCCGACGAACAAGAGCUCUAGCAUGCUACCGCCACACAUGGCCGGAGGGUUGAGCGCUAUAUCCACAACGGAUGACUCCAUUAACGGCGAGUUUUUCUCAACCGCACCGACCAACAACAACCUGAGUCACAACAACUCCUUGAUGGCGUCUCCGCAAGCUGUGCAAAAGCUUUCGCUGGUGGAACUAAUUGAACGCUUCAACAUGUCGUCCGCCUCAGCAAACACGACCAAUUCCUCUUCCUUCAACUUCGACUCGCUCUAUGAGCAACUUACCGGUGGCUGUGGCCCAGAGGAUUUGCCGCAGAGUCCCAUCAACUACACAGACAGCGCACCGAACUUGUUCCCAACUAGCCAGACAGGUAACGCUCAGAUGUUCCCACGCGACCUUCAUCACGACAACGGCGGCGACCAGCUCCCGGACGCGACCGGCCUCGGCGGCGGUGUGAUGGCCAAGAAUAGCAUCCCUAUCGACACGCUACGUGCUUUGCAUGAUCAGCACUUAACGACAAGCAUGCGCGUCGCGUACGAGCGGGGGCGGCCGAAGGUCUUGAAGAUUCCUGGUGGAGCGGCCGACACGCCUGAGAAGCUUGGGAUUGAUCCUCACAGCAACUGUGAGGUGCUUGUGGAGUUUAAACGGAAGCGCGUGCUCCAGUACGAAUCGCACGAGUACGUUGCGCCUGGCAGCUACGUCAUUGUAGGCGGCGACCGCGGCGAGGACCUGGGUCUUGUCGUGUACGUCUGGUGUGAGGUGGCACAGGAGGGAAGUGGCCACGUGCACGCAGUCAGUGGGGCUGAUACGUUGGACAGGAGUGUCGCUGACAUACGCAAGCGUAAGGUGAUCGGGGUAGGCCUCACUGACAGCAUACUGCCGCGCAGCAUGGGAGUUGGAAACGGCACCGUCUUGCGGCUGGCAUCUGAGACAGACGUGCAGCAGCUAAUCGGCACCCAGGCAGAGCUGGAGCGUCGCGCGAUUGACGUUUGUGCGCAGCUCGUGCUGGACCACUCUUUGCCCAUGGUGAUUAUCGACGCUGAGUACCAAUUUGAUAAGAAGAAGCUGACGUUCUUCUACGAGGCUCAACAACGGAUGGACUUCCGAGAACUCGUACGCCACCUCUACAAGACAUUCCGGGCACGUAUUUGGAUGGAGUUGGUGGACACGUAA
Leishmania braziliensis MHOM/BR/75/M2904 is the source of this 1755-nucleotide messenger RNA. RefSeq lists its product as hypothetical. The transcript has a single exon. The record is from RefSeq and is a predicted model, not a curated record. NCBI's taxonomy places the organism in Eukaryota, Euglenozoa, Kinetoplastea, Trypanosomatida, Trypanosomatidae. The coding region runs from base 1 to 1755 and encodes 584 amino acids. Gene Ontology annotation, cellular component: cytoplasm.